AUGGAGACCGAACAUGACUUGAUGGAGGCUCCCGCAGAGGCUAUUUGUUCAUCUUUGGGAAAGCGCAAGGCGGAGACCCAAGGCCUGGAGGAAUCCGGUGGCAGCCAACGCAGCGGAGAGGGUGUGAUCGAGAAAGGAGGUUCUUCAUCUGCCGUAUCUGGAUCUUCUCCUCCUGCAGAAGCCAUGGCGGAGCACUCCGAAGACGACGAUUCCAGGGAAUUGGAAUGGGGGUACGACAGCUUCGACGGCCACAAAUACACAACACCUAGGAAUUACUUGUACUCCGACGACGAAUCUUAUCAGAAAUCAUGCAGAUAUACGAGGCAGUAUCUUGAGUACAAGGGUUUCUACAUUGACCGAGAAAACAUCCCGGAUGGACAAAUCGGAGGAGUCGUCCCAUGCUCUGAUAAGAGCCUGGACGAAGUCUUAAAGUCAGGCAAAACCAUGGGGCAACACAUGGGAGAUCUGGCAAAAGAGGCUAUCCAGAUGUACAACCAGAUCAAUGGAACCGAUGUGACAUUUGACAAGGUGGUUAGGAUGAACAGAUCCUUAUUUAAGAUAUACUUAACUAUACUGGCCAAGGGGGAUCCCAGUGAACCACCAGUUGAGUACCAAGUGAAAGGAACCGAUGUGACGCUUGAGAGAGUGGUUAGAGUGAACAUGGCAUGGGGAUUUAAAGUGAAAUCGUACAUCACCAUUUUGGCCAAGGAGAAUCCUGAUGAACCAUCGGUGGAGUACCAAGCUGCAGUUAGGAGGAUAGGAGUUUACGUGCGAGUUGUCUCUUAG
Molecule: messenger RNA, 786 nt
Organism: Tarenaya hassleriana
Lineage: Eukaryota; Viridiplantae; Streptophyta; Magnoliopsida; Brassicales; Cleomaceae
Exons: 5
Coding region: 1-786 (261 amino acids)
Source: RefSeq, a predicted model, not a curated record